AGGAACAUGGCUGACGGACUUUGCUGUGGCAGACUGUGGCUGCUGCUCCACAAAUCUUGACAUUUUGGAGGCAUCUGACGCCAGUGUACCGUGGUCUAGCAGCUGUAGUGUUCCUGAAGGGUUUAAGUACUUGAUCGUGUGUGUAGAGGAGCAGAAUAUACGCUGUGUAAUGUGGAUGCAGAAAAUAUAGGAAAUUACGACUCUGCUAUGGACGAGGGGCCGUAAAAUGGCCGCCCGUCAGCCAUCUUUGGUGGCCACGUAACGCCGUGAGGGAAGCGGCGCUGAGCCUCCCUGGCCACACAAACACUUCUGUGCUGUAUCCUGCAAUGAAACUAGUGAGAUUUAACUGAGAAAAGGAAGCAUUUUCAGAGGAUUACACUCGUAGGAGGCUGAAGACAUCUGCGGGCGGCGGGCCUCGGACCGGCUCACGAUGAGGGAGUACACUGAAGACAGUGGCUCUGAUAGUGAAGAGGAGCACUCUGGGUCAGGCAGUGACUCGGAUAAUGGCAAUGAUUCUGACAACAACGAGAACGAGAGUAAAUCAGGCGGUGGCAGUGAAUCAGGUUCCGGGUCAGGAAGUGGAAGUGGUUCCGGGUCUGGAAGCUCCUCUGACAGUUCUGACAACAACAAUUCAGACUCAGACUCGGAUAACAAGCAGUCUGGAUCUGAGGAGGAAGAUGAUGAUGAUAAUGAAAAUAAACAAGAUGAUGAUGAGGAGCAGGAUGAUGAAGAGCAGGACGAAGAUGAACAGGAUGAUGACCACGACCAGUCAGCAAGUUCUUCCAACAGUGGUAGUGGAAGAAAGAAGAACAAAGAGGACUUGAAGUCGGCCUGGGAAGAGAAUCCUGACAUCUAUGGAAUUCGGAGGUCUGCCAGAGAAAGAAAAGAGCCUGAGCGUAUCAAAGUGGAACUCAAGGGAUCAGCAAAAAAACAUAGGAAAAGAUCAACUUCUAGUCAGUGGCAUAGUUCUGAUCAAUCUGACAGUGAAAAUUCUGACUAUGGCUCACCAAAACCAAGGAAAAAGCCUCUCAGCAAGAAACCAGGUUCCUCAUCCUCGAAGAAGAAGUCUCAUAAGAAGCACAAGAGUAGUAGUGAAGCAAGUGAUAGUGAGGAUGAUGGCAAGAGACGAGGAUCCAAUCGUGCUGCGAAAGAAGUCAGUUACAAGGAAGAAGAAAGUGGAGAAGAUGAGGAAGAUGAAGAGGACUUGAUUGAGGUUGAUUGGUCCCAGACAAUACCUGCUGAAGAUGAGAAUGCCCACACCAUAGAAAAGAUUCUGGAUCACAGAGUUGGCAAAAAAGGAGCUGUUGGAAUGCAGACUUACAUAUAUGAAAUAGAAAAAAAUGGAGAACCCAAUGCUGAUUUUGAUCCUAAUGAUCGGGAGCAAGUUGAAGAUCAGUACCUCGUCAAGUGGAAAGGAUGGGCCCAUCUCCACAAUACCUGGGAGUCUGAUGAGUCCCUGAAAACACAGAAGUACAAUGCAUUUCAGGUCAAAGGUUUGAAAAAGCUGGAGAAUUUCUUGAGGAAGGAAGAAGACAUGAUGCUGUGGAGAAAUCAGGCUUCCCCAGAAGAAAUUGAGUAUAUGGAAAUUCAGUCAGAAUUAGAAAAGGAGCUCUACCUCUCACAUAUCAGGGCUGAAAGAGUAUUUGCAGAGGCAGAGGAAAAUGGUAAUCAUUAUUACUUUGUGAAGUGGGAAAAUCUGCCAUACUCAGAAGCUACCUGGGAAUUAGAGGACCUUGUUAGAACAAGGUUCAGUACACAGUUGGAGAGUUUUGAGGCUCGUCAAAAGUCAACCUGUACCCCAAAGCAGUGCCCGGCUCUCAAGCACAGACCCAAGUUCGUAACGAUGAAGAAGCAGCCAGACUACAUUGGGGGUGGCAAUCAGGAUCUUGUGUUAAGAGACUACCAAAUGGAGGGAGUUAAUUGGCUGGUACAUGCAUGGUGCAAACAUAACUCUUCCAUCCUUGCUGAUGAAAUGGGUCUUGGCAAAACCAUCCAGACAAUAGCAUUUCUUAGUUACCUGUUUCAUACACACCACAUGUACGGUCCUUUCAUCCUGGUCUUGCCCUUGUCAACUCUCAAUGCUUGGCAGCGAGAAUUUGCAAACUGGGCUCCUGACAUGAAUGUAAUUGUUUACAUAGGAGACAGGGACUCCAGGAGAUGUGUCAGAGAGUAUGAAUGGUCACACCCAAAUAAACGGCUCAAGUUCAAUGCCAUUCUCACCACAUACGAAAUCCUUCUGAGAGAUAAAGAUGAACUGCGAGAUACUUGUCACUGGGCUUGUCUUGUGGUGGAUGAAGCUCACAGAUUAAAGAAUGAAGAUUCCCAGCUUUAUCAUGCACUGAGAGAGUUUCGCGCCAACCAUCGUCUACUCAUCACUGGAACCCCUUUACAAAAUUCUCUGAAGGAACUUUGGGCACUUCUUCAUUUCAUCAUGCCUGAUAAAUUUGAUGACUGGGAUUAUUUUGAAUCUCAGCAUGAUGGAGACAAUAUGAAGAAAGGCAUUCAUCGUUUACAUCGUCAGCUGGAGCCAUUUUUACUGCGGAGAGUUAAAAAAGAUGUUGAAAAAUCUCUCCCUUCCAAAGUUGAGCAGAUUCUACGUGUGGACAUGAUGCAGCAGCAGAAACAGUAUUAUAAAUGGAUCCUCACCAAGAACUAUGAAAUGUUGAAGAAAGGAAGUAGAGGGUCAACUUCCAGUUUUGUUAAUAUUGUAAUGGAACUGAAGAAGUGCUGUAACCAUUGCUUUCUGACCAAGCCUCCUGACGAUAUCAGCGGAUCUGACUAUUUACAACAUUUGUUGAGAGGGAGUGGAAAGUUGAUGCUCCUGGACAAGCUUCUUGUGCGUCUGCGAGAGACAGGGCACAGAGUACUUAUAUUUUCUCAGAUGGUGCUCAUGUUAGACAUUCUGGCACAGUACCUGCAGUAUCGACGUUUCCCCUUCCAGCGCCUUGAUGGCUCUAUUAAGGGAGAAAUUCGAAGACAAGCUUUAGAUCACUUCAAUGCUGAAGGAUCAAGUGAUUUUUGCUUCUUACUGUCAACUCGAGCUGGCGGUUUGGGAAUCAAUCUAGCAACAGCUGAUACUGUCAUAAUCUUUGACUCUGAUUGGAAUCCUCAAAAUGAUCUUCAAGCACAAGCCAGAGCUCACCGUAUAGGACAAAAAAAUCAGGUGAACAUUUAUCGUCUAGUUACCAAGAACAGUAUUGAAGAAAAUAUUAUAGAAAGAGCCAAGCAGAAGAUGGUUUUGGAUCACUUAGUCAUCCAGUCCAUGGACACAUCAGGGCGCACUGUGUUCAACAAAAAGAUAGCCAGUUCAAAUUCAACUCCAUUUAACCGAGAAGAAUUGAAUGCAAUCCUGAAAUUUGGUGCUGAAGAACUGUUUAAAGAUGAUGAUGAAAAUGAAGAAGAACCAGUGUGUGACAUUGAUGAAAUAUUGAAAAGAGCUGAAACGAGGGAAGAUGCACCAUCUAUGGCAGGGGAAGAGCUCUUGUCUGCUUUCAAAGUUGCAUCUUUCACAUUAGAGGAAGAUGAAGAAGUAUCCAAGCUUGAUUCUAUUACAGAUGAGAAUACCAAAGACUGGGAUGAGAUCAUUCCGGAAGACUUCCGAAACAAAGUGGGGGAAGAAGAGCGUCAAAAGGAAAUGGCAGACUUGUACUUGCCUCCACGAAAACGCACAACAGUGAAUCAGGCAGGUCAAAAGGAGGAUGGGAAGUCUCCACGUGGCAAGAGAAAAAGAGAUGCAUCAGAAUCCAGCAAUGAUGACACUGAUGAUGAACGUCCCAAGAAGCGUGGCCGUCCACGUAUGCACCACAAGGAGACAUUCAAAGGCUUUUCUGAUGUGGAGGUAAGAAGAUUUGUCAAAAGCUUUAAGAAGUUUAGCAACCCAUUACGUCGACUGGACACCAUUGCUCAAGAUGCUGAUCUAAGAGAAAAGGCCUCAAGUGACUUGCGUAAAUUAGGAGAAACUAUCAUUGAACGCUGCAAAGAUGCAAUGAAGGAAUAUGAAAGCCAGAGAGAACAUGAAAAGACUACAGAAGUGAAUGGUGAAGGUCAGCCUAAGAUACGCCGUGAUCGUGGCCCUUCCAUCAAGCUUUCUGGAGUGCCCAUCAAUGCUAAAACUACUUUAUCAACGUUAGAGGAAUUAGCUCCCCUUGAUUCUGUAGUCCCUCAUGCACCUGUUGAGAGAGCAUCAUGGAUACUGCAGAUCAAGAGAGUUAAAGAUGCACAUUGGGACACUCCAUGGGGCAUUGCUGAUGACUCAAGAUUACUUCGUGGCAUCUAUGAGUAUGGUAUGGGUUCCUGGGAGCAGAUCAAAGGGGAUCCAGCCUUGAAUUUGGAUGACAAAAUACUACUUGGAGAGGAUGUUAAACCUCAGGCUAAACACUUAGAAAGCAGAUCACAGUAUCUGCUUAAGCUCAUUAAGAAACACAUGGGCCUGGGCCCUGUUAAGCAACCCAAAAUGCGUCGAGCACUUAAUCCUCGGAAAGGUAUGAAAGAAGUGAAGGGUCUAUCAAAAGCCAUAAUAGAAAAUGAUGAUAGUUCUGAUGAUGGUGGAAAUUCUCCAGCACCCUCAAGCACCAACUCCAAAAAGCCUCCCAAGGAUUCAAAGGAAACCAAGGAGCUAAAAGAAGCUAAGGCCAAGUUUAAAGAUGUUAAGGAAGAGAAAGAAGAUGGGGAGAUUGUUAAAGUCAAGGAGGAGAUUGAAUCCAAGGAAACAGAAAAGAUUAAAAAGAAGAAAGAGAAAAAGGAAAAGAAGGAGAAGAAAGAAAAGGACAAGAACACGGGGCCAAUGCACAUCACUGCUAAUGGAGAACCAGUCCCCUUGGAUGAAGCAAAGGAGUUGGACAAAAACCAUCCACUGUGGGAUGAGUGCAAAGAGAAGAUGAGGCCAAUGAAGAAGGCUCUGAAGACAUUGGACAAUCCAAAUGAGAGUUUGACUCAAGAGGAGCAGAUAACACACACCCGCCGUUGCCUAGUGCAAAUUGGUGACCAUAUUGAACGUUGUUUAGAGACUAUCAAGGAUCCUGAUUCAGAGCGUGAAUGGAAGAGCCUCUUGUGGCAGUUUGUGUCAAAGUUUACAGAGUAUGAUGCAAGAAAAUUGCAUAAACUCUACAAAAAGAAUAAGAAGAUUAAAGAAGAGAAGAAAGAGGGAGAUAAAGAUGACAAGGAGAAGAAAGAAAAGAAAGAAAAGGAUCAUGAUAAGAAGAAAGAACGGGAUGAAAAGGAUAAGCAUCAUCACUCUCAAAAAAGGAGAUCAGAAGAGGCAGGCAGCCACAGUCCUUCAAAGAAACCUUAUAACGGAGGUCGGGAACUUGAAAAAUGGGGUGACCGAGAAAAGAAUAGAGACCGUGACCGAGAUAAAGACCGUGGCGACAGACCUCGAGAUCGUGACCGAGACCGUGAUCGUUACUUCUCAAGGAAUCAUGGUGGCCCUGGACGAGAUUGGCAUAAUAGUCCAGGCCCAAGAGAAUUCAAAGAAAGUCGGUAUCCACAAGACUACAACAAGAGGGAUGGUGGAGGUGGGGGAUAUCACCGUGAUAGCUACAAAAUGCAUGGCUACAGGGUUGGGGGAGAAUGGGGAGCACGGGCACAUCAUCCUAAGCACCCUAAUUAUGGCCCACCAAGUGGCUAUGGUCCACCAUAUUACCCUCCCCGUCCCUCUGGUCCUGGUAUUUAUGGCCCUCCACCUACUCAAGGAGCACAGAUUCCCCAUAGGCCACCACCAUUUGGUGCUCACCGGCCAGACUGGGGGCAGAAGGAAAGACCUGAUCGACCAGAUAGACCACAGCAGGAAUGGGGCAAAGACCGACCUGACAGGCCUCCCUCGUAUCAGAAGGAUUAUCCAUGAAUGUGUUGAUACUUAGUGAUGGUGACAGAUUUAAUAAAUUAAAAGUAAUGACAAGUAAAAUCAAACCUGGAAAAGAAGCUACAAAGUGAUUGGUCAGAGUUGAUACAUGCUGUAUCACAGAAACAUUACUAGACCAGUAAAUGGUGCUUUUAUAUGAUUAGAAAAGGGAUGAGUUUACAUUGUACCUCAUUGUCCUGUUUAGCAGGGCACUGGUGAGACAUUUUGUCUCUUUUUGGCUGUGACAUGUAAAUAUAGUGUACAUGCUAAUGGACAAGUCUGUAUAUUUGGUGAUGUAUGUAGAUAGUUAUUUAAAAAAAACUUGUGAAACUUACUGUCCAUACUACUGUUUUUUUAAUGAUUAUUCCAUCCCCAACUAUUUUUCACAACAUUUAUGUUUAGUGUGUGUAAUUACCAGUAAAUUUAGUGUUUAUUAUUUCAUCGUAUUACAUUUUUUGAAAGAUGGUGACAUUUCAUGUGCUUCUCUGUUUAAUAAUUCCAUCCCACCCUUUUUAAUACUUCCUAUUUUCUUUAGAAAUUUGUAAACUCUUAGCCAGAAUGAAACUUAGAUGCAAGGUUUAAAAUGUUAAAAGACCAUGUAAUGUAUACAUUUAAUCAAAUAGUUUUUAAUGUUGCAGAAUUGAAGAAAAUUAGAGGGGUAAUAAUCAUCCAUCCCUUACAUUAUACAACCAGGGAUGAAUACCAAAGAUUCUCUUAAGUUAUCCCAAUUUUUUCAUUCAAAGAUUUUAAUUAGUCCUCUGUGAUACAUAAUCAUGGAAAAUUUGACAUUGGUAACUUUGAAGAUAUCCCCAUUACAUAAUUGAAAUACUCAUGAAAACUGUUUGGAGCAUAGAGGUUAAGAAGAAAGACAUAGAGGCAGAAUAGAUUGCUAAAUGAAGUGGUCGACAAAUCUGUUCACAUGUGGUGGAACAUCAAAGCUGUCACUUGAAUUGAAUUUGAAUUGAAUUGGUCACUUACAGUCCAAGUUUAGGUAAAAAAAAUUACAUUAAGAAGCCAUAAUGUGGUUGGAUUCCCCACAGGCUUUUAUCAAUAGUACCCAGACAUAUCAUAAUCAUUGAGACCAAUUAGUUUUCCAUACAGAACAAAAAGGUUAAAAAUCAGAAGUUGAAUGCUUAAGGAAAAGACAUGUUUUUUGUUCAUGCUAUUCAGAUCUUAAUUUUUACUCCCAUUGCCCUCUUUUGACUUUGGAGGAUUGUUUAGUUAAUUAUUAAGACAUUGCCAUCUUAUAUCACUACUAACCUUUUGCUUCUUCCAUGUUUUACAAUGUGAUCAUGCCACCUCAUUACUCAUUUGUUUAUCUGUAACUCCAGUAUUACACACUUCCUGCCAUUAUCUCAUUCCUAGCCACUGCAUUGCCCCCUUUUGCAUGAUGAAUAAAAAAUCACCCAUUGUAAUAAUAGACAUCACAAUAUUCAUCAUUAUUUUACACUUAACUGCAUGUGCACACACACACACACACACACACAUAAAGGGCCUUGAAAUUAUAAAAUUACAAUUUUGUAAACAUAUCUUAAUUUGAUACAUAAAAACAUUAGUGGAUAUACCUUACACAAUUUAGAAAAUUAUAGAAAGCCUUGCAUAUCUUUUCAUAGGAAGGACUGGUAUUCAGCAGAAAAUGUGAUCUAUUGUUAAGAUUACAGUAAGGCUAAUUUAUUUAUGUUCUUUAUGUAAGUAUCAACCUCUGCAGGGAAGCAAAUAAUUUGUAUUAACAUUAAAAUGAAUGUUGGCUGCUUAUUGUUUUAGAUUAUACCAAAAUAUCUGAAGAUAUUGAAAGAAUCAUUUUAUUACAGAUAAUGGAACUGCAAAUUUAGUUUUAUUUUGUGCAAUACAAUUACAUCAAUCAGCAUAAGGUUUUUGAUGGUUGCAUGGUACUUAUAGAGUAAUAAGCUGAAAUUCAGAGCUUCCCAAACUAAAUAUCUGUAGCCUAUGUUUUACAAAAGAUGAAAAGAGUCUGAAUGUACUAUUCAUGUCCCAUCUGCAUGGUUAGGACUCCACAAUCUCUAUUUACUCCAUUCACCCAUAAAAGGAUAUCUUGUGCUAGGUGUAUUCUCUAUUCAAGGAAUACCAAAACAUGGCUAACAAUUGUUCCUCAUAGAUUAUUGCACUCGAUCUUUUCUUUCUUCAACCAAAGUCAGUCUGGGAGGAUGCUGAGAUCAUGCACUGAAGAGAAGUAUCUGCAUGGAAUUAAAAGAUAAAUGUAGUCUGCAAGAAAACCUUUGUACAUUUUCAAUUAUGAAUAUAGGUAUUCCAUUAUCCCAAAAAGGAGCAUUAAUGAUCAGAAAUUUAAUUUUAUUUCUAAUAACCUAGAUGUUCUUUUCAUCUGUGCUUGCUGACAAUACCAUGAUUCUUGGGGAGUUUGUGCUAAGGCUUUCUUCAACUUGUUUAUGAACGUCAUUCAUUGUAAUCGAGUGAAUGUACUCCUCUAAAUACAAGCUUUUUGAUUUUGCUUCUUACUGAAAAAGUAGUACCUUAAAUUUAUACAUGUUACCAAGUGCAAAAGUGCAAAGAGGAAAUUAUGUUAUUUGCUUAUAUAACAUUUAAGCACUUUCUAAUAGGAAAUACUGAAUGGAGCAUGUUAGAAAAAUACUACUAUCCUGAUACCCUGAAAUUACAGAAGCCUGAAUCUAGUACAGUGACUUUUAUAUCUGGAAGGUUGCAAAGCAUAUGAUAAUGUCUUGAUAAGAAAGGAAACAUUAUCUCAAACCCCGGCCAAGUUACAUGAUCUUGGUUGCCUAGCCUUGGAUUGUUUAAUCCUUUUAAUAUUUUUCUCUUGUUUUGUACCUUGUAUAAUGCUUAUCAUGAAGAGUUUCUCAGUAUUUAUUAAGAUAACUUCUUUAUCAAGAUCAAAAGUUUACAAAAAUAUAUCCGAUACUUCAUACACACAGGCCUAUCCAUGUACAGGAUGAAAUUUCUAGCUAAUUUUAAAUAUGUUCAUCAUUUGUAAUUAUUCGUGGGUGGAUGAAUCCAUGCAUAUUGGUUUGAACACCUGAAACCUUUGAAUUGUAUCCCAAUUAUUGACAAGCAUUGCAAAUAUUAACUCCAUGCAAGACAUAUAGAAUAACAUAUAUGAUUCCUAGUUCUAGUUCCAACCUUCAUUCCUUAUGUUCUUGUUGCAAGAGAUGCACACUAUAUUUUUGAAAAUCCAUAUGUUCUACAAGGCUAUAUUAACCACAUUUCCAUUUACUGAUGUCAUUGUUAUAUCACAUAACUAAGUCACAACUUGGCAUUUCUCAUUUUUUGUCGAUAUUUUUUUAUUCCUUAGCUCAGCUUAUCCAACUUCAUUUUUUCCAAAAUCCAGAGUAGAAAUGCUUGGUUAAAAAUUUGUAGCAAGAGUAUACAGGGAGGAAAAGGGGCUUGGUGUACUCACUGGCAUGAAGUGUACCUCAAGUGUAGACAUUACAUGGGUCCUAAAAAUUAAUUAAUUCUGUGAUGGAUUGAAAGGACCAAGUUACUGGCAAACUAACUUACUCAGCACAGCAUUACCAAGUACUAGAAAACUCUGCAGUUCUUCUGUCAAGAUUGAAUUCCUAUUUUAAUGUCAUCAUAGUAAUGUAUUUCUUAUGCUGUGUAUUGAGAAUGAAAUCUCAUCUGCUUUAUUGUAUGUAUGUUCUGGAAACCUGUAGAUAUUCUUUAGUGUAUACUCAAAUAGUAUACCCCAUUUUCCUAAAUUGAAUGUGUCAUAUGCUAGUAAAGCCUGAAGCAACCCCCCCCCC
Messenger RNA from Eriocheir sinensis (Chinese mitten crab), 9573 nucleotides. It is a transcript of the gene Chd1, whose product is annotated as chromodomain-helicase-DNA-binding protein 1-like. Gene Ontology annotation, molecular function: ATP-dependent chromatin remodeler activity; ATP hydrolysis activity; chromatin binding. Lineage: Eukaryota; Metazoa; Arthropoda; Malacostraca; Decapoda; Varunidae. The transcript has 31 exons. Gene Ontology annotation, biological process: regulation of transcription by RNA polymerase II; nucleosome organization. The coding region runs from base 431 to 5842 and encodes 1803 amino acids. The record is from RefSeq and is a predicted model, not a curated record. Gene Ontology annotation, cellular component: nucleus; chromatin.